Messenger RNA from Manduca sexta (tobacco hornworm), 3177 nucleotides. Its product is annotated as organic cation transporter protein. The transcript has 4 exons. Gene Ontology annotation, molecular function: transmembrane transporter activity. NCBI's taxonomy places the organism in Eukaryota, Metazoa, Arthropoda, Insecta, Lepidoptera, Sphingidae. The record is from RefSeq and is a predicted model, not a curated record. Bases 165 to 1640 code for a protein of 491 amino acids. Gene Ontology annotation, cellular component: membrane. Gene Ontology annotation, biological process: transmembrane transport.
CGAUAUUGCGAAGUGACGGUGCGCGCACGCAAACGGACGAAGCUGCGCCAUCAGUCAGCCGUUGCCGUUCAAGUGAAACGGUAUCGCGUCAGUGGCAGCUGAUGCCGCUGGGUCGCGUGUGAUACGUGCUCGUUAUUAACGCGACAGACUCAUCAUUUAUAAAGAUGCAAAAGGACGAACCGGGUGCGUCGGCAUCGCGACCACAGCCAGUGGAUUUUAUCCAAAAGAUUACUGGAGCAUUUGGGAAAUAUCAGCUGUUCCUAUGUCUACUUGUAUUUCUAACAAAAUUUCCCGUGGCAUUUCAUCAAAUGGCUAUAAUAUUCUUGGCCCCUAAAGUAUCGUAUACCUGUGCAACUACAGGCAAUGAGACAUGCCCGUGUGACAAACCAAUUUAUGACACAUCGGUAUUUACCGACACCAUAGUAAUGGAGUGGAAUUUGAUAUGUGAGAGAAAAUGGCUUGCGAGUUUUACGCAAACAUUAUUCCAGUUGGGUACAUUGAUAGGCAGCGUGCUCUUCGGAAUGGCUUCCGACAGAUUUGGAAGAAGAAACCCGUUAAUUGCCGCUGUAGUUAUGCAAGUUAGUUUGGGCAUAGGGGCAGCCUAUGUUGGCGAUUUUUGGACUUUUACAAUCCUACGUUUUAUAAUAGGCUUAUCUGUGGGCGGAACGAUGGUUAUCGGUUUUGUCGUAAUAAUGGAAUUCGUCGGAACCCAGUACAGAGAUGUCAUAUCGGCAGUUUAUCAAGUGCCUUUUAAUUUAGGCCAUAUACUACUGCCAGUUUUUGCCUAUUUCUUCCGAGAUUACGUACAUUUCCAGCUGUCAAUUUCUUUACCUACAAUAAUUUUGUUAUCCUAUUUCUUUUUACUACCAGAAACGCCAAGAUGGCUUAUAGCUAUGAAGAGAAGUGACGAGGCAAUAGCGAUUCUAGAACGCGUAGCGAAAAUAAAUAAACGACCCACCGAUACUGUUCGAGCCGACGUGGAAGCGUACCAAGCAUCUAUAGAAAAGAGCGCGUUAAAAAAAGGCAACGUAUUGGAUUUGUUCCGAACUCCAAAUUUAAGAAAAAAUAUUUUGGCUAUGUCUUUCAACUGGUUGACUUGCAGUUAUUGCUUUUAUGGUGUCUCUCAAUAUGUUGGUCAGUUAGGCGGUAAUAUAUUCCUGAACGUCGCCGCAAGCGCAUGUUUUACAUUGAUGGGCACCCUAGUGUCUAUCCCGUUACUAAGAGUAAUGGGUAGAAGAGCUAUUGUAAUAAUUUUCAAUUUUGUUUGUGCCGGCUGCCUUAUUAUAUUGAUAUUUAUGCCCGAAGGCAUAGGGUCAGUCCUUUGCGCUAGUAUUGGCACAGUGUCUAGCUUUAUUGUUUUUGUUGUGGUAUAUUUAUAUUGCGGAGAAUUAUUCCCAACAGUUGUGAGAAACGCAGCUCUCGGUAUUAGUUCAAUGGCUGCCCGCGUUGGAUCUAUGAUAGCUCCUUUUGUGAUAACCAUGGAUGAUGUGGCACAUUGGAUGCCACCGUUCGCAUUUGCCAUCUUCCCCCUAGCAGCAGGGUUUAUAACAUUCCUGCUGCCAGAAACAAAAGGCUGUGAAUUAAUGACUACAUUAGAAGAAGGUGAACGAUUUGGAAAGAAAGAUAGUGCAAAGAAAUAAAUUUGAUUAAAAAAAUUACGUCGGUAAAUUUAAAGUACGUAAUACAGAUAGCUUAAUGUCAAGAAUUCAUCUCAAAAAUAAUCAAUAUUUUUUAUUAUGUCGAAGUAUUUUAUGUACUUUUUGUGAUAUUUAAAUUAAAUGGUCAUAGUAGCUAUUCACCAUUUAUAUAUAGAGAUGGUACUGUUGUUUUAUAAUUUAUAGUGACUAUUUUGUAUGUUACAGUAAUAGGGAUGUUGACUUUGUUUUAAUUAUUAUAUAAUAAAUUGAUAAAAUACAAACAUUUUGAGUUUUUUAAGACAGAUCGUUAAAUAUUUUCAAAUCGAGAAAAUAAAACACUUAAAAAUUUAAAAGUAUUAUAUUUACAUCUACAAACAAAGAAAAUUAUGUUUUCUCUAUAAAAAAAGGUACAAAUGUUUGUCAGAAACGUAGGCAGUAGUCUACUGAUUGCUUUAAAUGCCAAGUCUGCAAAUUCUAUCUAGAUUUAAAAAAAAAUAGGUUUCAGUAUUCUGCUGCGAUUCUGCAGUGAAUAUUAAUAGAUAUAUUUAGCAAUAGUCAACAUCACUAUUAGUAAUAACAUAACACAAAUUUAUUCACAACGUUUCAUGCGUGGCAGAAUACCAGUAGGAUAAAUAUAGACAAUAGGUCCUCUUUCAGUGGGAAUAUGUAAGCCCCUUCCAUUAUUAUAACGUAAUACUGUAAUAUUAUAACUUUACCGUAAAUAACUAACUAAGGAAAGACUUGAAGUGUGCAUUUUCAGUCGGCAACCAUUACACAGACUGUGAUGAGUUUAUCUUCAUGACUUUACAUUACUAUAUAGUUAUAUAAAUGUUACGAUAAAAUGAUGUUUUCAGUUUUAUUCGACAUAACAAAUGUUAUCUUAAUAAUCUCGAUUUCAAGUACGUAGAUACAUGAACCUAGGACAUUUCACAAAAUUUACAAAGUUAAUCUGGUUUUACACGUGUUAGUUUAGGUAUCUACGUGUUUUAUACCGAAACUAUAUGUAUUACCUAAUAAAAUAAACUUAUAUAGAGUAUAUGUGUUGUCUGUUCCUAGCGAAUCGAUUGUCAGAAAUAUCCAAGGAUUUGAAUUUAAUUUGUGAGUAAAUCCGUACAUAAUUAUUUGCGUAGGUAGUGUUUAUUUUAGUUCAUAUUUUAUAUACAUAUAAUUUUUAGAGUUUAUAAUAGUUCUUAAUUAAUUUACUUUGAAUGUUUAAUAAUGGAAAUAGUAGUAAAGAUACAUAUUUCGAGGGAAGUAAAUUGUGAAGACUUGUGAUUGGUUUUGCAUCGGUACCUUGGAUACACGUGUAUUACACUAAACUACUGUUGUUUGUUCCGUAAAAUACAUGGACGUAAUAUAGGCGAUUUAUUCCGUAUCACGUGUUUUGAAAUUGUUUUCACAUCACGCAUGCCAAUCUCCUACAAGGUCCUUAUUGUCGGUCGUCUAUUAUAUUAUUUUAAACGCUUUUUAAAAUGUUAAAGUGGUUUAUUGGCUGUAAUAAUAUAAUUAUUUAAAACAAUAAACAUCUUUGUAACUAAGA